Molecule: messenger RNA, 869 nt
Organism: Cannabis sativa
Lineage: Eukaryota; Viridiplantae; Streptophyta; Magnoliopsida; Rosales; Cannabaceae
Product: vegetative cell wall protein gp1-like
Exons: 1
Coding region: 68-712 (214 amino acids)
Source: RefSeq, a predicted model, not a curated record
CAAUCUUUAAGUAAAAAAACACUAUAAUUCCAUACUCAAAUUCUUAAGAAAAAUCAAAUUAGCAAUCAUGCAUUGGGUGGUUGUACUUUCCUUAUUACUACUCUCCUCCGCCAUGGUACAAUCCUACAACGCACCCGCUCCUUCUCCAACAACAAAGCCGCCACCGCCACCGCCUUCUUCGCCGUUAUCACCGCAAUCUUCUCCCGCUCAUUCCCCAACACCAUUUCCAUCAUCACCACCACCAUCAAAAUCUCCGGCUCAUUCUCCGACGAAAUCUCCUACUCCGGUGACUUCUCCGGCGAAAUCUCCGAUCAAUGCUCCUUCCGUGGCGCCAAAAGCUUCGCCUUUGGUUAGCCCGAUUGUAUCUCCGGCAAGUCCAUCUCCGGUGACUGCGGCGGCUCCUCCGCCAGUGGCUUCUUCGCCGUCUUUGGCUCCGGUUAGUUCGCCGGAGUUGAGCCCGGUCGGUGCUGCUCCGGCGGCGGAAGGGCCGGUGAUUGCGGCUACGCCGGAAACAUCGGCUUCGAUUCCUUCGAGUUCGGCGGAUUCUCCUUCGAUGUUUCCGUCUAGUGGUAGCCCUCCGAUUCCGACGCCGGAGAGUCUUUCGCCGGAAACUGCUCAAGGUCCGGCUGGUGAUGGGUCGGGUUCGAACUCUGUGCAUGGAGUUCAUGUCGUUUUGAGCGGGCUUGGUAUUUGGGCCGCUUUGGCACUGUAAGCCCAAUACGAUUAGUGGGCCUUGUUUUAGAUUAUUAUCAAUUUUUAGUGUUUUAUUUAGAAAAAUAUUUAGGUUAUUAUUUUUCAUAUGAGUUUGCACUUGUUGUACGGUUUGUAACAAUUUUGUUGGAAGGGAAAAGACUCAUUUAUUUCUAUUA